AUGGCACGGCAAAUCAAUGUGUUCGUCUUCACGUUGUUCCUGAUUUCGACCACGUUGACUGCACCAUUUCUUUACAACGAAGUAUCUCCCGUGCUACCAGUUCUUCCCGCGAUACUUUCGUUUUUGGUGAUGGUCAGCCUGCUGAAGACAUCGUUCAGCGAUCCAGGAAUUUUACCACGUGCUCCAAACAUGGAGGUAGCAGAGCGUGCACGGCAACAUUUCAAUGAGAUUAUCUCCGAUCCUGAUUACAAUCCGGAUACGAGCGCUCUUCCAGAUCCUCCUAGGACGAAACAGAUCAAAGGGACGUUCAGCAAUAAACGUCGAGCACAACAAGUCAUCAAUCCGUACUCAUUGAAUUCAGUCGCUCAUAAUUGCUGUUGGAGGCUUUGCGGACCGGAACCACCCAGUCACAAAGUGCAGAAGAUUAUAAAUAAGUAA
Molecule: messenger RNA, 438 nt
Organism: Cooperia oncophora
Lineage: Eukaryota; Metazoa; Nematoda; Chromadorea; Rhabditida; Trichostrongylidae
Source: the annotation of a GenBank genome assembly